Messenger RNA from Topomyia yanbarensis, 1488 nucleotides. RefSeq lists its product as uncharacterized. Bases 877 to 1473 code for a protein of 198 amino acids. The record is from RefSeq and is a predicted model, not a curated record. Gene Ontology annotation, cellular component: plasma membrane. Lineage: Eukaryota; Metazoa; Arthropoda; Insecta; Diptera; Culicidae. Gene Ontology annotation, molecular function: metalloendopeptidase activity. The transcript is spliced from 4 exons. Gene Ontology annotation, biological process: Notch signaling pathway; membrane protein ectodomain proteolysis.
AUAGACCGAAAGGAACGGUUUUACUCCCCAAGGGAAAACCUGUUUCUCUGCUCGAAAGCAAUUUUCAUCCUCCUAUUACGAAAGUGCAGAGACAGCGGAGAGAACACAUUUGUAGAGGGAGAAAAAAAGCAAGUGCGUAACCAACGCCCCACCUGGAUUUACCGUCGUCGAAUUAUUCGAGGAAAGCGGCGUAGUCAGUGCAGCAAUGCCGAGGAAACGAGUAAAGUAAUAGUCCCACCCAUUGGCGAGUGAUGAAGUGAAUAGUGAAGGCCCCCGGGUCGGUCGGUGAUAAUUAUAAUAAAUGAUCGCAAAUUAGAAACUAUGACUAGAAGCUUUUUAUUUUCGGCGGAUAACUACCACCGUCCGGAGCGAGUUAAAAGAGUGCGUAAAUGUGACGAAGGAAAAUCUACCGAUGUGAAGAAAUAAAAAGGAAGCAAGAUAAAAUUUGAUUAUCAUUAAGCUGGGCCUGUGCGAAUAAAUUGGAGCUGGAAAAUUAAGCAAAAUAAUAAGUUAUGGGUGUUUUGUGUGUGUGUGUUGUUCGUGAAUCUCCAGGAAGCAAAAUUGUGUAAUCAAAGUGUGUUUAAAGUAAAUAUUGAAAUAUUCAAUUGCCUGCAACAAAAAUGUGAAAAGAGCUCGCUACUACGAUAUAUCUUCCCAGUAGCCGAAUCAAAGUACUUAAUCGUUAGAUUUCAUCGCUACGUGUAAAAUCAAUGUCUAUUAAUGUCGUCAAUGUUUCCGUGAAAAAAAUAAUAUCAAAUGUUAAGUCAAUUCGUCCCCGCAAAUUGCCACCCGCCGUUACGUGUUUUAUUCAAAUGCAAAUUGUGCUUUCAAUUUGAAAUUUAAAUGAGUAUUUGGUGAUGUCAUUACUGGCCGAGAAUGAACUGGAUUAUACUAGGGGUGGUUUUCAUCCUAACGCCGCAGCUUCGCUUGGACCCUUGGAUCUCGUUGGCCGAGUCACCGCCCAGUUCGCUGAUUGCCAGUCUGCUGGCGGCCACCGGCACUGGCAGCAGCGAUGGCAACAGCAACAACAACAACAACAAUGCAGGUCGUCGGAGUGGAACUGGAAUUGGGGCCGUGCACGGAACGCCGACACCCCUUCACGCAGAAUCCCCCACGGCAGCGCUGCGUGUGCUGAAUCCAUUCAUCAAACACUGGGAACCGGUCCACUUCGACCGGGACCAACUGGAGGGUGCCCACUGGCAUCACGAGAGCCAUCGGCGCCGAAGGCGCAAUGUCAACUAUGACCACGGUUCCGCCAGUUACGGACCGGCGAACGUGGUGCGGCUCAGCUUCCACGCUCAUGAUCGGGACUUCCGGUUGGUGCUGCAUGAGGAUCCCGCUUCGAUCUACGCCCGGGACGUUCAGAUUGUGAACACCGAGGGACCGGUUGACUUUGACCUAUCGCGGGUCUACACCGGCGUUGUGGAAGGUAAGUUUGCGCUCGAUCGGUCUACUGCCAAUUUGUGUUCAUAAGAUAGUUCCUAUCAG